AUGGCGCAGCCUUUCUACUCGCCCGAUACAUCCGUUUCUUCGCACACGCUUUCCCUUGGCUCGGCCCCGCCGCCCCCAAUGGAGCUUCAACCCGCCGCGGCGACUGCGCCCACGAGCCUGCUCAACAACCCGCUCGCCUUCUUGCAGCCUACCCCUCAGCUGAAUGCAUCGUUCAUUGCAGCCGCAAAACAGUUUCUCGACCCUGUUGCUGCUGGGGUGAGCGAAUCGCAGUCGAAGCGACAGCAAGAAUUGCGCAAGAAGCGGAAGCGGGGCGGAGGCUAUGACGAUGACAUCAAUGUCUUACAUCUGAAGAAGGUGCAUGUGGAUGGAUUUGGGGUGGACCAGGUAUUUGAGCAGACGCGCAAAAUUGUCGAGGCGACGGCAGAAGAAAUCGAGCUUUCGCUGCCAGAAGGAGAUGGUGUUGUGCCGGAGAUCGAUGAUGAAGAAGACGGAGAACUUGAAGACCCAGAGGAAUACCAUACCGAGUCCGACAUUGGAGAGGAGGGCGUGGACUGGGAAUUCGACGGCAUAGACGACGACGAAGAUGCGAAACCAGAAGAUGACGAGUCGGAUGACGAAGAGGUUGACAUGGAAGAUGGCGAAGAGGGCAUAUUUUCCGACGAAGCAUCGGACGAUGAACCCGCAGAAACCUACCAACCUGAUCCACAUGGCCUCAACGACGGCUUCUUCUCUAUAGACGACUUCAACAAGCAAACCGACUUCCUUGAGCAGCAGGAUCAGAGAGGAGAGGGUGUGGACAGCGAUGACGAAGAUAUAAAUUGGGAAGCCGACCCAAUGGAAAGCGGUGGCGCCACGCUCAAGCCCAAUGCCAUGUCAGGAGACGCAUCCGAUGAUGAAUCCGAUGAGGGUGGACCAACCUUUGGCAAUGCAGACCUCAAUGCACCCGAGGGCGACAGCGGCGAUGAAGAUGAUCUCGAGGAGGGCGAUUUGGAUGGUCUUGAUGCAGGCAUGAACGCCAACAAUGUCAUGUACAAGGACUUCUUCGCACCCCCAGCGCAGAAAGCUGGAACGAACAAGAACAAAAAGAAGCGGGGGCGACCGAAUCCCCACAACUUCCCAGAGAAGCAGGCAGAAGAAGAGGAAGAGAUUGAGGAGGAUGUAGAGGGUACCAUGGCUAGGGUGCACAGAGACUUAUUCGAAGACGACGACGACGUGGAAAGCGAGGACGACCUUUCAGAUGUAGAUCCUUCAGAUCCCAAGUCGAGGCGGUCGACACACGAGCGCAGACAAGCCAAGAUAGCAGAGGAGAUAAGAAAACUAGAAGCAGCCAACGUUGCGAAGCGGCAAUGGCAGAUGUCUGGUGAGGCGCGCGCAGCCGAUCGACCAGUUAACUCGCUUCUCGAAGAAAACCUGGAGUUUGAACGGGCAGGCAAACCCGUGCCAAUUGUCACGCAAGAAACAUCAGAAGACAUCGAGGCGCUCAUCAAGCGACGCAUCCUAGCUGGAGAGUUUGACGAGAUACACCGCCGACGACCAGACGACCUUGCCACGGGCCCUCGCCGCGGUCGUUUCGAGCUGGACGACACCAAGUCCGGCAAAGGCCUAGCCGAGAUCUACGAGGAAGAGCACCUCCGACAGACAGACCCGAACUUUGUCGAGGCGAAAGACGAGAAGCUCAAAAAGGAGCACGACGAGAUCGCCGCCCUCUGGAAAAGCGUCUCCACCAAGCUCUUUGAAUACCGCCGUCGCCCCGCCAAAGUCAUGAUAGAAGACAAAACUAAGGAUAUAUAA
Exserohilum turcica Et28A is the source of this 1752-nucleotide messenger RNA. RefSeq lists its product as uncharacterized. The transcript has a single exon. The record is from RefSeq and is a predicted model, not a curated record. The coding region runs from base 1 to 1752 and encodes 583 amino acids. NCBI's taxonomy places the organism in Eukaryota, Fungi, Ascomycota, Dothideomycetes, Pleosporales, Pleosporaceae. Gene Ontology annotation, cellular component: sno(s)RNA-containing ribonucleoprotein complex; small-subunit processome; Mpp10 complex. Gene Ontology annotation, biological process: rRNA processing.